Molecule: messenger RNA, 1224 nt
Organism: Dictyostelium purpureum
Lineage: Eukaryota; Evosea; Eumycetozoa; Dictyosteliales; Dictyosteliaceae
Exons: 3
Coding region: 1-1224 (407 amino acids)
Biological process (GO): protein dephosphorylation
Cellular component (GO): nucleus
Molecular function (GO): protein serine/threonine phosphatase activity; protein binding
Source: RefSeq, a predicted model, not a curated record
AUGGAUACAAUAUCAUCAGCACCACCUCCAUCAUCAGAAUCUACACUAAAUAGUAUAAUUACUUCGUCUUUAAAUCCAAUACAGACAACAUCAGAUAGUAGUAAUGGUAAUAUUAAAGUUAUAGAUAGCAGUAAUAGCAUAGAUGAUUUAACGUCAACAUCAAUAACCUGCAAUACAACUACAGAUACCAUAACAAAAACAACAACAACAACAACAACAACUGGCAAAACAAUAGAAGAGACUAUCAUUAAAACUGAAGAAAAUAUUACAAUAAAAACAAAAUGGAACGGUAAAGAAUAUAAAGUAUUAAUUAAUAAAAGCAGUACAGUGUUCGAGUUAAAGAGACAGUUAGAAACAAUGACAAAUGUAUUAUCAAAAAGACAAAAAAUAUUGGGGUUAUCAAAAGGUAAACAACCAACUGAUGAUAUGGUAAUUGGGACAUUAUCAAUUCAAGACGGCCACAGUGUGAUUAUGAUGGGUACUCCAGAAUCAAAUAUUAUUGCAGAAACACCAAAGGAUAUAGAUGACGAAGUAUUUAAUGAUUUCGAAUUUGAUUAUAUCCCGGACUCUGAUGAAAUCUCUCACAUUGAAAAGAACAAAAUUCAAUUAAAUGAAAUGAAGUUGAGAUGUGGUGACAUCUCUUUAAUUAAUGAACCAAGACCAAAUAAAAAGCUUUUAGUUUUAGAUUUAGACCAUACAAUUUUAGACUUCAAAGAUCAAGAUGUGGAAAAUAUGAAAAGACCUCAUUUAGAAGAGUUUUUAGUUCAGUCAUAUCAAAACUAUGACAUUGGUAUUUGGUCACAAACAAGUUGGAAAUGGAUUGAAAUUAAAUUAACAGAGUUGGGAUUAUUGACAAAUCCAAAAUUCAAAAUAUGUUUUGUAAUGGAUCAAACUUUAAUGUUUAAAGUAACAUCCUAUCGUAAUGUUAAUGGUAAAGAAAGAACUAAAAUCAAACAUCAAGUUAAAGCUUUAGAAAUCAUUUGGACUCAUAAACACCUUGGAAAAUUUUUUACCUCAAAAAACACUCUUCAUGUUGAUGAUUUAAGUAAAAAUUUUGCAAUGAACCCAAAAAAUGGAGUUCAUGUACCACCAUUCAAAAUUAAAGACGCAAAAAAGUAUGGUGAUAGUGUGCUUUUUCAUUUAACAAAGUAUUUGAAUAAUAUUUCAAGUGAAGAGGAUUUCACCAAAAUUGAUCAUAAAGAAUGGAUUAGAAAGAUUCUCUAG